Ustilago hordei is the source of this 1359-nucleotide messenger RNA. RefSeq lists its product as uncharacterized. NCBI's taxonomy places the organism in Eukaryota, Fungi, Basidiomycota, Ustilaginomycetes, Ustilaginales, Ustilaginaceae. Gene Ontology annotation, molecular function: molybdenum ion binding; pyridoxal phosphate binding; catalytic activity. Bases 1 to 1359 code for a protein of 452 amino acids. The transcript has a single exon. The record is from RefSeq and is a predicted model, not a curated record.
AUGCCAGCCAAAAUCCCAUUCUUCCAACCCUCAGAUCCGCUCAAACAAAAGUGGCUCGAAGCUACCAACCCUACCCGCAUCUCGGCCCAGCUAUACGUCUUUGCCCUACUCAUAGCUAUCGGCCUUCUACGGCACUACCUUUCCCCCACGUCUUCCAAAACUUCUACCAUCUCAGACCACACAUUUGGUUCGACAACUGCACCAACCCAACCCGGAGCAAAAGACGAAUCUUUGGGCGAGAUAGAUUCGAUCUUUAUCUACCCGAUCAAAUCGUGCGCUGGAGUCAGUGUUUCAAGCGCAGUGCUGACUGGGCAAGGGUUUGAGUUGGAUCGAAGAUGGAUGGUCAUCGGGGAGAAGGAUGGGAAAUGGGAUAAGAUGAGUCUGAGAGAGGAGGCUAGGUUGACGCUUAUUCAGCCUGAGAUUGACGAGCAGCAGAAUGUUCUCCGACUAAGGUUGAGCGACGUUGGCCAAAAGGAGGAGAGGAGGAAGGAGGUUUUGGAGGGAAGCGAAACCACUCUACGACCAACAGCAGCAGAACUUAAGGGAUGGAAAGAAGUUCCAGCUGUAGAGAUGUACGGUGAUUACGCAGAUGGCCGUGUAGCCUCUCUUCCCGCUCCCUCCAAGGCGGAGCUGGAUGCAAGCAAUUGGAUCAGCUCUUUUCUGGGAUAUAAAGUGUUGUUGAUCCACUUCGACACAACCUCGAACACAAAGCGAAAAGCUUUUCCCAUCUUUAAACCUCCCUCCGACCCCACCUCGUGGUCUAGCAACGACAAAACAGAACUCCAUCGAGAACGCGGGAUUGAGUUUCAAGAUGAAUAUCCGCUCCUAGUCGCCUCUGUUGAAUCUCUUUCUGCUGUUCGAUCACAACUCUCUUCCGCCCUAGAUGGUAAGGGUGCGAGACCAAUCACCCAACUCGAUCCAAAAAAGUGGUCAGCACCGGAUGCACUGAACAUGGCAAGGUUCAGACCGAACAUUGUUGUCAGCUCCGGUGUUGGACCUUUUAGUGAAGAUAGUUGGGAACGCAUUUGGGUUCUCCCCUCUGAUGAAGGGGAGGAAGAGAAGAAGGCGAUGCUGCAGUUGGUAGCGAGAUGUCAAAGAUGUCUCCUCACCGCUGUAGACCCUGUAACAGCGGAGAAGGAUCCAAGUGUUGCAUUAAAACUACUGAACAGGAGUCGGAUGAGGGUGAAAAAAGUAGAAGGAAUGAAGGGGGGAAAUGGUAGAGCUGGACCUUGUUUUGGUAUGUACGCCAUCCCUCUUCCGCUAGAUGAAGGGCUGUAUGGAGGGCUGAACAAGGGUGACAAGAUCAGAGUUAGGUGGAGGCCAUACGAGCUGGAUGAUGAACCUGAUCGCCAAGCUUAG